AUGUUAGACAGUGCAACAAGACAUCUCUUUCGUCAUGUCCUUCGCUGCAGCCCUCGACAGGUUCAGCUUUUUCAUCGUCGGGCAGUUGCAAACAAGUCAAACGCUGGCGGAACGGAUGACCCGGCACUCUACUGCCAAGAUUUGGUUAGAAAACAUGAUUACGAGGGCUUCUUAGUAUCGUUUGCAUACCCGGCGGGUCUGCGCAACGCGUAUUUCGCCUUGAAGGCGUUCAACGCAGAGCUUGCGAUGAUUCCGGAGAGUACGUCACAAGCUACGAUUGCUCAAAUGAGGUACCAAUUCUGGAAGGACGCCGUUAAGGCGGUUUACGAGGGACAAGCUCCACAGCAACCCAUAGCUCUUGCAUUGCGUGGGGUAGUCCCAGCAGUCCCAGCGUACCACCUUUUGCGAAUGAUAGACGCACGAGUUGCCGAAGUCACAAACCCGGGCUUCAUGUCCGUCGACGACCUCACCGCACAUGCAGAAUCCACAUCGUCAACCCAACUGUACACGCACCUCUCCCUCCUCAGCCUCUCCUCUUCCUCUCUCUACUCGCACGCUGCCUCGCACAUCGGAAUCGCAAACUCGUUUGCAACCAUCCUCCGUGCGCUCCCAUUCCAAGCGAGUAAACGGCGCCUUUUCCUGCCGGCAGAGUUGACCGCGAAACAUGGAGUGUCUCAAGAAGACGUGUUCAGACACGGCGGUGACGCCCAGGGUAUCGACGAUGCCGUAUACGAGCUAGCCUCGUUAGCAUAUCAACAUAUUAGCACUGCGCGCGGGAUGUUUGACAACGCACAAGUCCCCCGAGAGGCUCUACCCAUCUUUCUUAGCGCGAUCCCCACCAUAUCCUACCUUCAACGCCUAGAAGCACACAGCUUUCACGCGUUUGAACCAAAGCUCCAAACAAGGGAUUGGAAGCUACCAUAUAGAGUAUGGCAGGCGAAUCGACGAAGCACCUUCUAG
Molecule: messenger RNA, 960 nt
Organism: Serendipita indica DSM 11827
Lineage: Eukaryota; Fungi; Basidiomycota; Agaricomycetes; Sebacinales; Serendipitaceae
Source: the annotation of a GenBank genome assembly